Messenger RNA from Trichoplax adhaerens, 1509 nucleotides. RefSeq lists its product as uncharacterized. The transcript is spliced from 3 exons. The record is from RefSeq and is a predicted model, not a curated record. Lineage: Eukaryota; Metazoa; Placozoa; Uniplacotomia; Trichoplacea; Trichoplacidae. Gene Ontology annotation, biological process: carbohydrate metabolic process. The coding region runs from base 1 to 1509 and encodes 502 amino acids.
AUGCCUAAACGAUGCCCUAAAGAACGUACUUGGUAUCAACAAAAUGUCAUGUACAAAGUUUAUGUACCAUCGUAUAAAGAUAGUGAUGGCGACGGAAUUGGCGACUUAAAUGGCAUUUUAUCCAAGUUAGACUACAUUGCUAGUUUAAAUGUCAAAACACUCUGGUUAAGUUCAUUGUAUGAGGCACCGACUACUGGGAUCAAACCCAACGGCAUGGAAUCGAAUUUUACCGCUGUUGAUUCUAAAUUAGGCACAACUGCCGAUUUAUCUGCUUUAAUUCGCGCUGUCCACAAGAAAAAAAUGAAAAUUAUGCUCGACUUUUUACCUACCGCUACCAGCAACAACAACAGUUGGUUUAUUGAAAGUCGAAGCUCUCUUGAUAAUGCCAAAAGUAACUGGUAUGUUUGGGAAAAUCCAUACAAUGGUGGCCCACCACGAGUCAAUUGGAGUUCAACAGAGAAUAACAAUAUCCAUUGGCAAUAUGAUAAUCUCCGCCAACAAUAUUACAUGUACUAUGAUAUCAAGGAACGACCAGAGUUAAAUUUCAAGAGUAGUUCGUUGCGUGCUGAAAUCAAAAGGAUUUUCAGUUAUUAUCUUAAAUUAGGUAUUGAUGCUUUCAAUAUCCAUGGUAUGGAAUGGCAUUUCGGUAGUGGUUCAACUGUCAACGGCAAUGUCAGACCAUCAUUUAGUGUCUUAUCUGAAUGGAAUACUCAAGUUGCUGGCUAUACUGACACCAAGUAUACCUUCUUGGUUGGUCAAGUGCCCAACGAUAUCAAUGCUAUAACCGUUAGCCAAUCUCUACUACCCAACAAUGGCCCAUUAACUGGUACUGGUAUUGCCAAUGUUGUCUCCAAUUGGAUUGCUACUGUUAGCAUGUCUUCACCCAAUCGUUAUCCACAUUGGAUGUUGCGUAACCAAGCUAAAACCCGAGUUGCUGCAAGUUUCGGUCGCCAAUAUAUUGAUGCUUUGAACUUUAUUAUGAUGACUUUACCCGGUGUGCCCAGCAGUUAUUACGGCGAAGAAAUUGGUAUGAUUGAUAGCACUGUUUCUUAUGCACAAACUCGUGACCCAUUAGCUCUACUCUACGGCCCUACCAACUAUGCCACUGUAUCACAAGAUAAAACAAGAGGACCAAUGGCAUGGAAUUCAACCACCAAUGCCGACUUUACUAAUGGUACAUCAACGUGGUUACCACUUGCAAGUGAUUACUCAACUGUUAAUGUCGCUAGUCAAGUUGGCUCGGUCGAUUCUAACCUAGAACGUUAUAAAAAUAUCACAGCCUUUCGAGCUAGCGAAGAUUUACUCAAAACGGGCAACUACAGUCGUGUUAUGGCCACCAAUGAAGUUUUCGCUUUCUUCCGUUACUCCAGUAGUAAAAGCUACGUUGUCAUGACUGUUGCCAAUGUUGGUGCAACUUCACAAAAUGUUGACAUCAAACAGUAUUAUGGUACAUCUGCUACAACCGCUACUGUCAAAGCGGCUACUAGUUAUAUGACCCAAAAAAAUUAA